This is a messenger RNA of Limulus polyphemus (Atlantic horseshoe crab), 328 nucleotides long. Its product is annotated as cadherin-9-like. Gene Ontology annotation, molecular function: calcium ion binding. The record is from RefSeq and is a predicted model, not a curated record. Gene Ontology annotation, biological process: homophilic cell-cell adhesion. The annotation marks the transcript as partial. Gene Ontology annotation, cellular component: membrane. The transcript is spliced from 2 exons. NCBI's taxonomy places the organism in Eukaryota, Metazoa, Arthropoda, Merostomata, Xiphosura, Limulidae.
CUCCGCGCAGAUGGUCAUUGAAGUUUACGAGGAAAGUAUAGAUGACCCCACGCCAGUGUUCACCUCCGUCCAAUAUUCUAUGGAAAUUGAUCACACCGUAGAACCCGGGGAGACGGUCUUGCAGAUCCAGGCCGCUACACCCAAUGGGAAUCCAGUUUGGUACAAUAUCACUGCAUCUAGCGGAGCAAGUGUAAAAGAAUUCAUUAUUGAUCAUGAAACGGGCAAAAUCCUAGCCACAGCAAAGUUGAAGGCUGAAGAAAAUCCCAUUUACAGUUUUCUGGUGACAGCAACCAAUAGGAUUGAUUCUCGUCAUCAAGCCGAAACCGGA